Parastagonospora nodorum SN15 is the source of this 558-nucleotide messenger RNA. RefSeq lists its product as hypothetical. NCBI's taxonomy places the organism in Eukaryota, Fungi, Ascomycota, Dothideomycetes, Pleosporales, Phaeosphaeriaceae. The transcript is spliced from 3 exons. The record is from RefSeq and is a predicted model, not a curated record. The coding region runs from base 1 to 558 and encodes 185 amino acids.
AUGCGUUUUUUCAGCUUCGCUGCCAUCGCUGCGCUCAGCGCCGCCGUCAUGGGCCAAGGCAUCUCCGAUAUCCCGAAGUGUGCUCAAGCCUGCUUCGCCAGCAGUCUCGGCAGCUGCGGCGCCACCGACUUUGCGUGCAUCUGCGGCAAUACCGCCGUAAUCGACAAGGUGUCGUGCUGCAUCUUCGCGACCUGUCCUCAGGCGGACAUUGCGGGUUUGUUUACCCCAUCAGAUACUUGCCAAGUCACUACGCAGCUCGCCGCCUCACUGUGCAAGCUUGCAAACGUUGUAGUAAACACGGCACCUAUUUGCGUUGCGACGUCUGCGCCAGCGGGCUUGGCCUCUGCGACACCUUCCAUGAGUCCAGCGGCAUCAGGCUCUGUGACACUUUCGGGCUCUGCGACGUCGUCUGUUGGAAACGGCACUGCUUCGGCCACCAGCGACUCGAGCAGUGCGUCUGCGUCGUACGCCGUUAGCACCGGUGCGGCUUCCUCGCAGUCUCCGGAUACCAAGUUCGGCCUUGGAGUUGUUGUUGCUGGGCUGCUUGCUGUUUUGUAG